UCUGUUAUCUAUCUAUCUGUCUGUCUGUCUGUCUAUCUAUCUGAUUUGAUGUAUGCUUGUCUUCUGCAGGUUAUUUCUGCUCGUCUGUCUCAGGGUGAGCAGAGGAAGAGAGAGAGUGAGAGACACAGACAGCCGUCUAUCUUUCUCUCUCUCUCUCUCUCUUCACCUGCGUCUGCAGCAGCAGCGUCUCUGUAAGGCUCUGGUCUCUGUGGCGCAGCUUCUGUCCAAACCAUGACGUCACCCCCGUCCCCGCUGGCCUCCCCGUCCCCGUGUCCUCCUCCCCCUCCCUCGCUCCCGUCCUCCCCCACGCUCUCCUCUCCCGCCCCGUCCUCGCUCCCCCUGCAGCCCGCUCUGCCGCCCACCGGAGAGGUCAUGAUUCUGGCUCUGGGCCGUAAGAAGCAGCGGCUCCUCAUCGCUCUCUCCAUUCUGCCCAACCUCUUCCUGGCGUUCCUGCUGUCCUCCGACCCGCUCCUGACCCUGUCCCCGCCCUUCUGCUGUCGUCUCCCGCGACCCUCGCCCGCUCCUCAGGUGACCAACGCCUCCGUGAGGACGGAGAAAAGAGACGGAGAUCUGCCCCAGUGCAAGCACAUGUUCGUCAACGGCACGCAGUCGUGUGUGAAGGACUGUGAUGCUGGAUACGACUACAACGUCACCGAAGGCCUGACCAAUAAUAUCGUCACAGAGUGGGAUCUGGUGUGUUCGCGGUACUGGCUGGUUCCAGUCGAGGAGGUGUGCUUCAUUCUGGGGACGCUGACAGGCUGUCUGGGUUUGGGCUACACGGCUGACCGACUGGGCAGGCAGAAGUCUCUGCUGGUGUCUCUGAUGCUGGCGGUGGUGUUUGGGGUGCUGGUGUGUGUGUCGCCCUCACCGCCUGUCUUCAUCACCAUGCGCUUCUGUCUGGCCGCGGCGAGCGCCGGCGUCUUCCUCACGCUGUACGUCACACGUGUGGAACUGUGUGACCCGUCGCUGCGGCUGCUGGCGACGAUGAUGUCCGGUCUGACUGUGUUUGCGGGCGAGCUCCUGCUGCUGGCUGUGGCCCUCGGCUGCGGCUCCUGGAGGGGCCUGUUAGGAACCGGAGCAGCUCCUCUGUCCUUGUUCCUGUGCUAUGGGAUCCCGGGAGUGUUUCCCGAAUCGCCGCGCUGGCUUCUGCUCUCCGAGAGAACGGGAGACAUGAAUUCCUUCAGCGAGCGGCAGAGAGAUGACGACAGCUUCUCGGAGUUGGACACGGAGUCGUCCUCGUCUCCUAGACGUCCUCAUCUGUCUUUCCCAGAGCUGCUUCAUAGCAGAAACAUCUGGAAAAACCUGUGUGUGCUGGGAUUCACUUCGUUCAUCUCUCAUGGCAUCAGUCACUGCUACAGCUCCUUCAGAGGUGAUGUCAGAGGAUUCACCCCCAGUUUCUAUUGGACGUACCUGCUGUCUGUAUGUGCAGGGGGCGGGGCCUGGCUGUUGCUCUGGGCAACGGUGGACAGGUUUGGUCGUCGUGGAAUUCUUCUUCUAGCCAUGACCAUGACCGGACUGGCCUCCCUAAUCCUGCUCGGACUCAUGGACUAUCUGAGUGAGUCAGCCAUGACUGUGUUCUCUAUAAUGGGCCUGUUCUCGUCCCAAGCGUCCGCCUCCCUCUCCAUUCUGUUCACCGCUGAAGUCAUGCCCACCAUCAUCAGAGGAAGUGGUGUGGGAGCGGUCAUGGCUUUGGGUUGCGUGGGCCGCCUCAGUUCUCCUCUCAUGGAUCUGCGUAAUCACUACGGCUACUUUCUGCACCAUGUGGUCUACUCGUCUCUGGCCCUGCUGGCGGUCCUCUCCAUCCUGCUUCUCCCGGAGAGCAAACGCAAACCUCUUCCACAGACGCUGGCGGAUGGAGAACAGUACCGCCGUCCUCCACUGGGCCGAAGACGUAGGGAUAACGUUCCUCUUCUGGCUACGCCAAACCCAGAGACCUAGCCUUCACUCUUCAACCACAAAUACUGAGGGACUGACCUCGGAGUCCCAUCCUAAUAAUCCUGUAUUUGUAGUCAUUCCUAACACGUGUCGGUGGAGUCGUGGCACAUGGACUCCGUCAUGAAGUGUGAGGGGUGAAGGGUACCGAAGCGCGUCCACUGAGUACGCAAACGCUUGUCAGCGCACAGUGGCAUAAACAAGGGCAUACACUUUUAAUUAAACAUUGUCUGACCCAUGUAGCAUUCGGUGACUUAUUAGUAAUAUAUUAGGCCAAUAUGAGAUAAGGGCUCAAAAUGAGAGAGGUCGUUUUGAAACAUAUUUAUCCCUUUCAAAACAGGCUUAAGUUCUCACUCCAGAUGGAAGGAGGAUGGAAUUGGUUCUCUUAGUACUUUAACUCAUUGCUGCUAAGAAUGGCGCGCCUAGAGGAUCGCUGCAGGACUGAUCGAUGCAUCGGGCGAGAAGCGCUGAGGAUUAUUUAUGUGCACUCUGAUUGGACUGAGGCAUGAUACUAGAAACACUUAUUAUUGUAUGUUACGUCAGUCUUUGUUAAAGGAGUAUUAUAGGAAUGCACCUUAAGUUGUAUGUGCAGAAGCUGGGACGUGUUGUCAGUUACUCCAGAUUAGGGCUGUCACGAUACUAGAUUUUACACACCACGGUUAUUGUGGCCAAAAUAAUUCACAAUAUCGAUAUAUCGUGAUAUCUAUAGAAACCUUGGGGAAUCAGCCAAAUUCAGUUAAUUCAGUUUUAAUGUGCGUCUAGAACGGCUGCAGAUGAGGCAUUAAAUGCAUGGCACUGCGACCAACGUAAGAUUUUACAGGGUUUAAUGUAGCAGUGUAGUCUCUCAGUUUUUCUAGAUGUUUUAAUCGUGUAAUAGAUUUGAACAAAGAAAUCAAGUGCUACGCACAUGUAUUGGCCAUGACUUGAUUGCAAAUACAAAUGCAAAAUUUAGACGAGUAAAGAAAACGUGGUACUUAUUAAAAGAAUCACCCCUUUAUUUAAAUAUAUGACGACAGGAAACCGCUGUUAACAGGUUAAUGUAACAUUUCCCAUUCCAUGACUAGUAAAAUAAUGGCAACUCACUGUCUGUAUAAUAUUGAACAUUGUUCUUCUCGGAGUAGCGCGGUCGUGCGCUGCGUCGUCGUCUUGUUUUGACAGGUGUCAGCGUUAAGGCGCAAUACUGCCACCUGGGAGGUCAACCAGGUACUGACGCUGGAGUAGGCUAUUUGCGUGUCGUGUUAUCAUAAGUGUCCGGUUCAUUUUAAAUAUUGUGGUUAUCGCCAAUACCGGUAUA
Messenger RNA from Sinocyclocheilus anshuiensis, 3226 nucleotides. RefSeq names its product solute carrier family 22 member 17-like. The transcript is spliced from 9 exons. The record is from RefSeq and is a predicted model, not a curated record. Gene Ontology annotation, molecular function: transmembrane transporter activity. Bases 232 to 1938 code for a protein of 568 amino acids. Gene Ontology annotation, cellular component: membrane. Gene Ontology annotation, biological process: transmembrane transport. NCBI's taxonomy places the organism in Eukaryota, Metazoa, Chordata, Actinopteri, Cypriniformes, Cyprinidae.